Messenger RNA from Coprinopsis cinerea okayama7#130, 2394 nucleotides. Its product is annotated as metalloreductase. Gene Ontology annotation, molecular function: ferric-chelate reductase activity. Gene Ontology annotation, biological process: copper ion import; intracellular iron ion homeostasis; iron ion transport. Lineage: Eukaryota; Fungi; Basidiomycota; Agaricomycetes; Agaricales; Psathyrellaceae. Gene Ontology annotation, cellular component: plasma membrane. The record is from RefSeq and is a predicted model, not a curated record. The coding region runs from base 1 to 2394 and encodes 797 amino acids. The transcript has 4 exons.
AUGAACGUCGAGAUCUUUCUACCAGUGACGAGCUCGGAGGUAUUCCCCAUCGAGGUUUUCGAGCAACUUUCCUGCUCGUUCCGCCUCUGCUCCCGCCUCCGUGAACCCUUCCGAGUGUCAUCGUUUUCUAGUUCACUGACCCUCCCGCGACCCUCUGAUUCCACCACGAUGGCUCCCAGGUCGACCUCGACGAUGUCGAGCGCACUUUCGACACUCGUCCUUUUCUUCUUCGCCCUCUCUUCCAUUGUUACCCCGGUAGCAGCGGAUGGCUACGGUGUUCUCGGGGUAGGCAAAUGGUUGUACAAGCCAGUUUGCGCCCAUGCCUGUAGACGAAUCAUCCAGACCAACAAACUCACUUGCGAUUCGAAGCUGCCAGGCGACAACUCAACCUCCCACGUUCACAGGCGCCAUUCUCACACCGUCCUCAACACCAAGGAAUGCUACCUCAAGGACGCUGCGUUCUUACGGACCCUCGCACUCUGCAUCGACAGCGGCUGCUCCCGCGAUGACGUUCCGAUUUCGGUCAUCGAGGAGUACUGGGAGGGCCAUGUUGCGACUGGUAGCGUGGGCGACUGGAGCUUGCGACCCAUCAUGAGUUACCGCGAUGCUCUCGACUACGCACGCCAGGAUGUGGAGGAGGUCGGACGAGAGAACGUUCCGUUCACAAAGGCUGGUGAGCCGUUGAAUGUGACGAGCUUCAUUCGGGAAGAAGAUUGGGUCAUUGGUUACAAUGGUCAGAAGUGGUUCGAGCAUAUCGAACGGGAUCAUGGCCGUAAUUCCGUCGCCAUUGCUAUCAGCACUGUAUGCAUUCCCAUACUCUUGUCGAUGCUCAGGUUCCUCCCAGGUCGACCUCUCUGGUACAGUCGACUGGUGAGCGUGCUCGAGAAACCAUUGCUUGGUCAUCGGCAUCGUACACCAACCGCUGGGAACCUCGGAAUCAUGCCCACGCGCGGGCAGACUCUCUACCUCGUCUACCUUCUUACCACCCAGAUCCUCCUUGCCAUCUUCCCCCUCGCCUUCCGCUACCCCAACUACAUCGCGCCUACCCGCUCACUCCAAAUCAUUCAAAUCGUUGGUGACCGCACAGGUGUCCUCGCCAUGGCCGAUUUCGUGGCCCUCUUCCUCUUCUCCAGCCGCAACAACAUCUUGCUCUGGAUCACCAACUGGAGUCACAGCACCUUCCUCCUCCUCCAUCGAUGGAUCGCCUACUGCCUCAUCUUCCACUCCUGCAUCCAUUCGGUAUUCAUGCUUUACCUUUACUGGCCCGACCAUGCUUCGGAGAGCAAGCUCCCGUAUUGGGUGUGGGGUAUUGUCGCCACGCUCGCGUUUGUGGUGAUGUGGCCGGCUUCUAUCCUCCCCGUUCGACAACGAUUCUACGAGGCUUUCCUCGUCUUCCACCAAGUCUUCGCGGCAAUCGGUCUCAUCGCCACCUUCUACCACAUCUACAAGCUUUUCGGGUACGCUUGGGGAUACGAGAUUUGGGUGUACAUCGGGGGUUGUAUUUGGUUCGUCGAUCGCUUCGCUCGAUUGUUGAGGAUGGUGGCGAACGGGUACCGGACUGCUGUCGUCACCGCCAUCGAUCCCAGCGCUGAGUAUGUCAAGUUGGAGAUUGACGGUGUGGUCGCCGAUGGGCAUGUCUACCUCUACUUCCCGACUCUCAACUGGCGUGUUUGGGAGAACCAUCCGUUCUCCGUUCUCUCGUCGUUCACCAGCGGUGCCUCCGACAAGAGCGCUGGCGGUGAUUCGGAGAAGACAUCGCCUUCCUCGUCUGGUUCGUUGGUAGCGGCGGAUAACACCCUUCGACCUCGUGCUACCAUCUUGUUCCGAGCUAUGGAUGGUUCGACGAAAGAUAUCGCUGACCGUCUCCUCGCCCUCGGCCCAGGCCGAAGUCUGCCACUCCCAGUGAUCAUCGAAUCAUCAUACCACGCCAACCCCGCCAUGCGCGACCUUGCACACUGCACCACCCUCCUUUGUAUCGCUGGUGGGGUGGGUAUCACCGCCAUCGUACCGAUCGUCAAGUCCUUCAGCGGUCCUCGUACACGUUUGGCGUGGGGUAUGCGCACCGAGAGCCUCUUGGUGGCUGUCGAACCCGAGUUGAAGACGCUCAACGAGAGGAGUGUGGAAGUUGAGACUAGCGUCGGUCGGAGGCUUGACCUAGGGAGGAUUUUGCGGGAGGAAAUGCGGCUGGUUGAGAGGCAUUCGCAUUCGGGUGAUCAUGGGAAGGAGGAGGCUGCUGGUAGUAGCAGUACUUCGGGUGUAGAGGCGGUGGGUGAUUUGGGGGUGGUGGUGUGUGGACCGACUGGGAUGGCUGAUGAGGUUAGGAACCUCGUUGCUGAGCUUGCCCCGCAGUCGAGGAGGGGUGUGGUGUUUGUUGAUGAAGCGUUUAGUUGGUAA